Molecule: messenger RNA, 3018 nt
Organism: Microbotryum saponariae
Lineage: Eukaryota; Fungi; Basidiomycota; Microbotryomycetes; Microbotryales; Microbotryaceae
Source: the annotation of a GenBank genome assembly
AUGAUCGGUCGUAGACCUUUGAGUCGACGGCUCCAGCCAGGGCCGAGCAGCGCCCGUACAGAUUGCAAGUCACCCGUUUCCCAGCUUCCCACCCACGUUGCGUCGAGGAAGCGAGUUCCCCCCCCCCCCCUUCUUGUACAUCUUCCCCUCAACCCCGUUCGCGUGCUUACUCGACACUCGACGUGGUGCUCGGGAGCAGAUCUGGGACGCUGUUGAUCUCCGCUUGAUUGUAUCGCUUCCCCGCCCCGCCCGCGCCGUGGUGACGAUUCGGACUUUGUGCCGUCGUGUGGAUCGACCAGCGACAGCGUGAUCACGACGACGACGACGACGACGACGACGACGGCCGACGUGUGUGUGCGCGAGUGUAUGAGGAGUCAGGAGACGGUCUACUCCGAAUAGAGAUCCAGACGACGAACCAUCACGACCAAAGUGACGACUCGGAAACCCGAGACGACGACGACGACGACGACGACGGUGCCCGCAUCCCCUGUCCCCGCCUCGCGCCGACUGCCACCGCUCAUCCAACUCAAGGACAAGAACAAGGACCGACCCAGGACCGGCUCCUCCUCACGCCCGCACACGCCCCAGUCGCACACCCCGACGCAGACGAUCAACGCCUACGCGGUACCGCCGGCCAUGUCGACCCAACACAUUGUCUCGAGUUCGAGCGCGAGUUCACACCAACACCGCGGCACCGACGGCGGCGUCGUCGGCGUGCACUACCGCGUCCUGCGCAAGAUCGGAGAGGGUAGUUUCGGCGUCAUCUUUGAAGGUCAGUCAGGGGAUUGCGAUUGCUGCUGGGAUGCGCCGAGGGGAGGUAGGCUUGGUCUAGAUGGGUCUGGCUCUGGUGCGCUUGGCUUGUCGGGCGGUGGCUGCUGGCGGACUGGCCGCUGGCUUGGGCUCUCACUCACGCCCAUACUCGACUCGGCGGGUCGUUCCUUUGCGCGCACGCCCACGCACGCGCAUCCACCCACCCACCCACCCGCUGCGCCCGUCGCCCGUCGCCCGUCGCCCGCGCUUGCCUCGCGUGCCGACCAGGGAGGUUGGUCGAUCGCCGCUCGCAAUGAUGAAUCUGACACCCCCGCGGUACUACUCGCACAUGGCACAGGCACGAACCUACUCAACUCGCAGACCGUAGCUAUCAAAUUCGUGAGUCAUUGCAGCAGGUCUUGGCGGGAUCUUUUUACUUCGGAUGCGAUCGACAGCAGUAACGACCGCAUGCUCGUGUUGUGGCACCCCGCGCGGCAUCAGGGGGCGGCAUAGAGGCGCCGCGAGGAGGCGCGCGCCCAGCCAGGGCCGAUGUCGGAUCAGCAGCAGCUCGAGCUCGACCGACGUGGAACCCCCCGCCCCGCAGCCCAUUUGCCGAUCUCUACCCAACGAUCCGCUGACCUUCCUUGUCACUCUGUGUGCAUGUGAUCCAACAGGAACCAAGAAAGAGUGACGCGCCGCAGUUGAGGGAUGAGUACAGGACAUACAAGAUCCUCGCCGGCUCGCGUGCGUAUUCCCCCUCGUCUCAUCGAUCUCGAGUGACCGAACCUGGCACUAGAGAAACUGACACGCGUAAUCGUUCCCAUGUAUCUUCUACCCUACAACAAUCGACUACGACCUGCACCUCCACCACCCGCCAUUUUCGCCUUCCGUCGACGUUUCCUGCACAGCCGGAGUCCCCCAGGUGUACUACUUUGGCCAAGAAGGCCUGCACAACAUCCUCGUCAUCGAUCUGCUCGGCCCUUCGCUCGAGGACCUGUUCGACAUGUGCGGGCGCAAGUUCUCGAUCAAGACCGUGGUGAUGACGGCGAAGCAGAUGCUCACGCGCGUGCAGACGAUCCACGAGAAGAACCUCAUCUACCGCGACAUCAAGCCCGACAACUUUUUGAUCGGUCGCCCGGGAACGAAGACGGCCAAUACCGUCCAUGUCGUUGAUUUCGGGAUGGCGAAGCAGUUCCGCGAUGCGAGAACGAAGCAGCAUAUCCCUUAUAGGGAGAGGAAGAGUCUGUCCGGUACGGCCAGGUACAUGUCGAUCAAUACUCAUCUGGGACGAGGUGAGUUGUAAAAACUGUGACGGCGUGAUUGGUGGUGAGGAGGGUGAGCUGAUCCCGAUGCACACCCGCAGAGCAAUCUCGCCGAGACGAUCUCGAGGCUCUGGGGCACGUGUUCAUGUACUUCUUGCGGGGCGGUUUGCCGUGGCAGGGGCUCAAGGCGGCGACGAACAAGCAAAAGUACGAGAAGAUUGGCGAGAAGAAGCAGUCGACGCCGAUCAAGGAGCUCGCCGACGGGUUCCCCGAAGAGUUCGCCAUCUACCUCAACUACGUGCGCAAGCUCGGUUUCGAGGAGACGCCCGAUUACGACUUUUUGCGAGAGUUGUUCACCAAGGUGUUGAAGAACUCGGGCGAGGCCGAGGAUGGGAUUUACGAUUGGAUGAUGCUCAACAACGGCAAAGGGUGGGAAGCCGGGCAGACCUCAUCAUCGUUGCUCGCACAGGCCGGAAACAACGCUGCCUACGACAACCGCCACCACCGACAGCCGCGAGAUCGCGAGAGGGAGCGUGAGCGAGCCGAACGACAUGCCCAACGAGCGGCCGCUGCCGCUGCUGCUGCCGCGGGGACAUCAGGGAACAUUGCGAAUUCGCCUGCGUUGGCGGCGAAGCGACAAAAUUCGGGCUCGGCGACGCCGGUACCAAACGCCUCGACCAUGGCCGUCAAGGGUGUGCCUCCCCCGGCUGGAGCGGCGACGACCGACCGUGGGGAUCGACAGGCCAAGCGGAGCUCGGCAGGGGCGGCGCAGACGCAUCCUUAUGCGUCGCAUAACCAAGGUGCUGGAGGCUACGAACGCAACGAUUCGGAUUACGAGGCGAGAGGGUACCGGUCCGGUCAACAGACGCCGGCGAACCAAGGGAUGUCGUCGCAGAACAUUGGUGGUGCGACGGGUAACGCCAACAAUGCCGCUUACGACGACGAGGAUCGUCUUGACAAGGGGGGCUUUUCGAUCAUGAAGCUCUUGACAUGCCGGUGUGCUUGA